AUGGAUCACAGCUCUGUUUCAUCCGAAGUCGUGGAAAAGAAAUCGGGAUCGAUAUCUGACAAUGGGACAACAAAUGAUGAAAAUGCCUCAAAACCAAAAGUUCAACAGACGAGUACCCAUUAUGAUCCCAAACUAAUUACAUCAUUGGAUUGUAAAAUACUACAAUAUCAAUAUAACAUUUACAAAUUACAAAAAUCAAUCAGUCAUAUACGGAAACUCCAAACGGAAUGUCAAUCAUCACCAAAUUUACCUUUGCUUCAUUAUAUUGUGUUAUUGGUGGGGUGUACAUUCUCCAUUAAUGACAAAGCCUUCGAUGCCAAAUUGGAUAUUUUAUCGAAUUUUCAUUUAUUUAGAAAUACAACCAUCAAUAUAACAGCUGCAACUUCACACAUUCCAUACGAUACACCAGAUUUACCAAUCACACCAUUAAAUGAUAUUCCGGAAGUAUCGACAUCAAUCAAAUGUUUGAAACAAUUGGAAUCUUUAUGCAAUACGUGUCUACAGGGAUACAAGAAGAAAUUGGAGCAAGCAAAAGUAGAAAAAUCAAAUGAAGUUGGAAAUAUUGACACUAUAGAUGCUUAUUAUAGUACAAUUGAGAAAAUAAUUUCAAGUGUCAUUUUCAAUAAUGAUAUUGAUUUGGUUUUCUCAGAUUCGACAUUCACCUUACCUAUAGAUAAUGUUGAAUUGAUGGCCAACGAGAAUUUCCAAGAAGCCACUUUGAUUGAUAUGGACAUUAAAGAACUUUUCAUUAUUGUUAAACAAAUCGAACGACUGUUGAAUUUUUUGAAAUCCACUAUUGUCAAAUUGAAACAACCUCAAUGUGCAGAUCCUUAUGCUCUUCAUAAAAUUUUUCUUAUUACUCAAAGAUUGAAUGAUAUUUAUACAAUUGUACGAAGAUAUGGAAGAAAAAUCUAUCUUUCUAAUUAUCAACAUUUGACUGAUUCAAAAUUUUUGUUCCAUUGUAAGAAUCCACAGUUUUUCAAGAAUAACAUUUUAAAGGAUAUGAAUGAUUUUUUCAAUUCAAUGAAGAAAAAUGGUACUUUGAUUGCUAACUUGACUAGAUUUGUUCGUCAAGAUUCAAGGUUUGAAACAAAUUCCAAGAAUAUCACAAAUAAUAUGAACUUUACUAAUCAAGGUUUAUUAACUGUUGAAACCACACUAACUAAACUUAAGGAAUUUGGUAUGAGUUGGAUUGUUAGUGAAUUAAAAUUUAGAAGGGUGUAUCAAUUGCCAAAAAAGAACUUGUUUGAUAUAUAUCAAUCGGUUCCUGAUUUUAAACAACGCACAAACGCUGCUGCACUGAUUACAGGACCAAACACGCUGCUGGCUACGGCAACCACAAGUGCUAACAAAUCAAAAACAGAAAAUUCAACACCAAAUGGUGGUCAACCGGUCAAGAAAACACUCGACAAACUGGAAACAAACAACGAGGGAACUAAAUCAAGAUCCAGAUCAUCAUCAGUAUCAAGCAUCACUAGUAAUGGAUCAUCUUCAGGAUUAAUGAGAAGAGGUUCGAUUUCUUCUCCAGCAAAGCCUUCACCUUUGUCAUUAUCACAAAAUGGAAGAAAUUCUCCUAGAACAAGUAGACCCAACUCGAUGUUAUUUUUAAAUCCAAACUCAUCAACAUCAAAUUUAGAAAGUGAUCCAGAAAAGAAGUCAAGUGCACCCUUAAGUCCAUCAACAGGGGCAGGAACAAUCGCAAGAAGAAGAUCCAACUCUCAACCAAUUGGUAGGGACGCAAUUAUUGCUACAUCUGGUGCUGCAACUGCACUCUCCAGAAACAGUAGUUUAUCUUCACACACGUCACCAUUAAGAUCACCUAGCACAAAUAAUAAUAUGACAGCCGUACCAACAGAAAAGGCAUCAUCUCCCACACCAAGUAAGAUAACCCAGAAAUUGCUUAUGGUCCAAGAGGAAGAAACACCUUCUCUUGCUCAAAAAUCAGCUUCAGCAGCAACAAAAUUGUCCGCUUCACAAAGAUUCCAACAACGCGUCAGGGAAGCAGCCAAGAAUGGUGAUCUUGUAACACAAAAGAAGGAAACUUUCACUUCUGUUACCUUUGAUCCUAAUGAUACUUCCAAAUUAUCCAUACGUAAGUAUUCUGAUAUUCCAACAUCUCCAGAUAUAGAAGCGGAAUCGAAAGAGGAAGAGCCAGAGAAGGAGAAGGUUGCAGUUGCGCCACAAAGAAGAACUAGAGAUCAGGUCACCCGUCAUAAUACUCAACGCAAUAGUCAUAUACCAAUACCAAAAAAUACAGAUACAAAAUCGUCAAGCAGUUCGAUUGAUCAAAGUAGUGGAAGCAAUAAUAGUACUGGAAGUGUUAGCAACUCAACUUCGACAACAACAACAACAACAGCGACGAUUUCCAAAAAAGUUAGAUUUACAGGAGUCCCAGAAUGGACAGAAGCUGAAGAUGCCCCAACAAAAUACUCUCACGCCAUUUUAAGAAACUUUGCUGUGUUUAGACAUCCUAUAAAGACAGCUAAAGCUCAUAAUUCCAAAAGUGAUCAAUUAUUACACGAGGAAAGUAUAUCUUUCAAGACAUCAACUGUUGUUGUUAACGAUAAUGAAGUGACAAUUGCACCUAAACCCAAAUCAGGAUUUUCUAGAAUCAAAAGUAGACUAAUAUGA
Messenger RNA from Candida dubliniensis CD36, 2631 nucleotides. RefSeq names its product protein phosphatase regulator. Gene Ontology annotation, cellular component: cytoplasm. The record is from RefSeq and is a predicted model, not a curated record. Lineage: Eukaryota; Fungi; Ascomycota; Pichiomycetes; Serinales; Debaryomycetaceae. Bases 1 to 2631 code for a protein of 876 amino acids. The transcript has a single exon. Gene Ontology annotation, molecular function: protein phosphatase 1 binding; protein phosphatase regulator activity.